CCAGGAAAAGACGCAGCGCGUGAGCGCGCUAUUCCAUUCUUCGAAAGCCUCCGGAAAAUAUGAAUAUAAAAAAUUUUUAAUAAGGCGGGGUAAGAAUUUGUAUGAAAACGGAGAAAAUGUGAGAGGCUGAGACAGAAACGCCUUCUCAGGGUGCGCACAUUUUCGUUGCUUCUUUUUUAGUUUGUAAGAAGCGUUCACUGAAGAAGGUUAAAAUGUCUUCGGAGUUUGGAAUGGGAUCCAGCGUUAUAAAGUAUAAUUUUCCAUGCGGUGGCAUUGUAUAUCUGCGUGUGACAGAGGAGACAAAACUUCGAUAUCAGACAGAUUCAUGUUACAAAGCGGAAAUUGACGCCAAGGCGUAUCAGCAUUUUCUCGAAAAAGAAGAACAGAGAAGGAGAACUGAAGAAGAAGAAACAAAGCUGGAUGAGGAAUUGAAACUAAAAGAGACUAAUUCCCAACCUAAUCAUACAAGUGAGUCGUCGGAGGAAGAUGACGCUGCCACAAACAAGCAAAAAUUUCCGAUUGGUGCUGCAUCGCGAGUGCGGGUGGAAAACGGAGUAAUUUCCGUAGCUCCCAAACCAACUGCUUCUCGAAAAAGAUCUACAUUCACUGGCAAGAAAGUUUCAAAAGGACCAACUCUUUCCGUAAAAAAAAGAAGAGUGGGCCCACUUGUUUCUGAUAGAGACGAAGAACCAAAACCUUCGUCAUCGACUAUCGAAAACAACUCUGACGAGAUUGACGAUAUGGGCAUCGAAAAAUGUUUGGAAAAAGAAUCGGAUCAAGAUGUGGCUCUUGAAGAUUCGGGAUCGGAUGAAGGUGGUGGCGAUCCUGGCAAGUGGACAACUAAAGAAGUGUCACUUCUUUUGGAUAUAUACCAUAAGUAUAAGUCGCAAUUUGACGAACCGUAUGCUGUCAAGUUUCGCAUCUGGAAUAAGAUUUGUAAAAUUCCAGAAAUCGCCGCCACUGGAAAGUCAUCAGUUCAGCUGUCAAAAAAGAUUGACAACUUGAAAAAGACUUGGCGAAAGAUGAAUCGGCCUGGUGCAAAAGCUAGUCAACAGUGGAAAUGGACUGAACAAAUGGACCUCAUCUUUGGGGAUGACCCAACAAUCGAGUUGAACCACGUUGCGGAAGUGGGUGAUAGAGGUCCCAAGAAAACGGCUACCAGAAGCACCAACUCGUCUAAUUGGAAGACUCAAUUAAUUAAUAUUGAAAAAGAAAGAGUUGAUGUUUUGAAGGACAUUGCUCGAAGUCAAGUAAAGAAAAGUGAAACCUUUGAUCGCUUGACUUCUCUCAUCGAAAAAUGGUCCCAAAAAUGAGAAUUAAAUA
Daphnia pulicaria is the source of this 1323-nucleotide messenger RNA. RefSeq lists its product as uncharacterized. The transcript is spliced from 5 exons. Lineage: Eukaryota; Metazoa; Arthropoda; Branchiopoda; Diplostraca; Daphniidae. The record is from RefSeq and is a predicted model, not a curated record. The coding region runs from base 213 to 1313 and encodes 366 amino acids.